This is a messenger RNA of Scatophagus argus, 6957 nucleotides long. It is a transcript of the gene kcnh3, whose product is annotated as potassium voltage-gated channel, subfamily H (eag-related), member 3. Bases 619 to 4248 code for a protein of 1209 amino acids. Gene Ontology annotation, biological process: regulation of membrane potential; potassium ion transmembrane transport. The transcript is spliced from 15 exons. NCBI's taxonomy places the organism in Eukaryota, Metazoa, Chordata, Actinopteri, Scatophagidae. Gene Ontology annotation, cellular component: membrane. The record is from RefSeq and is a predicted model, not a curated record. Gene Ontology annotation, molecular function: voltage-gated potassium channel activity.
CUCGGUUUGCACAGAGCGGUCCACACCAGUGGAAACGCGACUCUCCAAAGCAGCAUCCCUUUCUUCUUGUCUCCCUUCUCCACUUCGAAACAGGACCACAGCCUUGUAAGACCUGAAAGGCGUCAUGUGACUCUGCAUCUGCUCUCGGUUGAGGCCAGGUAGCAACACAGCGAGGGCGAGAGAAAGACAGAGAGAGAGAGAGAGAGAGAGAGAGAGAGAGAGAGAGAGAGAAGGGGCUGAGGAGGAGCUUGGCGCGAUAAGAUUUGCUUCACGCAGCAUCAGCAUCAAAAACUUGUAGUCCAUCCAUUCAUCGUUAUAUCUCUUUCCGGCGCACUUGCUUUUGCGAACAUACACUGGCGUUUAAUUGUGUUUUUCCCCCAUUAGAAGGUGCACAGGUACAUCCCACGGUUAAUACUCGGUUUUUGCUGAGUUGAUUAUGGUCACAACCCCCACGGUGCCAAGGUGGAGCCACCGCGCGUAUCUCGGAUCGGUGCGCUUCUCCAGGGGCUGGGAUGCGCACCGGGCACCUCUCGCUUCCUGCCAAGUUUCGGGUCUGAGCAGGAGUCCAGCGCUGCCUCUGGGCGCCGAGGCAGAAGGACCCAGUCGACCCGGAGCAGGAUGCCGGUGAUGAGAGGGCUGCUGGCCCCGCAAAACACCUUCCUGGACACCAUCGCUACACGCUUUGAUGGCACCCACAGCAACUUUGUUCUGGGAAACGCCCAGGUGCAGUCACUCUACCCCAUCGUCUACUGCUCUGAUGGUUUCUGCGAGCUCACUGGUUACGCCCGGGCCGAGCUCAUGCAGAAGAGCUGUGCUUGUCACUUCCUGUACGGCCCAGAAACAAGUGACCGGUUGACGGCCCAGAUCCAAGGAGCCCUGGAUGAUAGGAGGGAGUUCAAAACUGAGUUAAUCUUCUACAAGAAGGAAGGUACACAGUUCUGGUGUCUUCUGGACAUUGUACCCAUUAAGAAUGAAAAGAGUGAGGUGGUUUUGUUCCUUGUGUCCCACAAAGACAUCACUGACAAGAAGAAGGACCAGGAUCCUGAGCAAGGACCUGAGACAGAUGAGGAGACAGGUCUGGAGGUGCAUCAGGUAACUCGCCCUCCAGGCUUCAAUGCCAACCGGCGCCGCAGCAGAGCUGUUCUCUAUCACCUGUCUGGACACCUGCAGAAACAAGACAAGAGCAAGCUUAAGAUCAACAAUAACAUGUUCGGAGAGAAGCCUCCAAUCCCAGAGUACAAGGUUGCAGCUAUUCAGAAAUCUCGCUUCAUCCUUCUCCACUAUGGGACCUUUAAGGCUGGCUGGGAUUGGUUGAUUCUGCUGGCGACCUUCUACGUAGCCGUCACCGUGCCCUACAACGUGUGUUUCACCGUGGUAGGCGGGCGGGAUGAAGGGAGCAGCAGUGCCCCACGAAGCCCACCCAGUGUCAGUGACAUCCUUGUAGAGAUACUGUUUAUUUUAGACAUAUUGCUGAACUUUCGAACAACUUUUGUGAGCACGUCCGGUCAGGUGGUGUAUGACGCCCGCUCCAUCUGUGUUCACUACGUCACCACCUGGCUCUUUGUCGAUCUCAUUGCUGCCCUGCCCUUUGACCUGCUGUAUGCUUUCAACGUCAGCGUGUACUUUGGCGUUCACCUGCUGAAGACAGUUCGGCUGCUUCGUCUGCUGCGGCUGCUGCAGAAACUGGAGCGGUACUCACAGUACAGCGCUGUGGUUCUCACUCUGCUCAUGUCCAUGUUCGCUCUACUGGCCCACUGGAUGGCGUGUGUCUGGUACUUCAUAGGUCGCAGGGAGAUUGAAAGUCCUGGCUCCUGGGAUAUUGGAUGGCUUCAUGAGCUGGCCAAGCGCCUGGGUAGCCCCUACUUCCUGACAGCGUCGGCCCCCACCACAGUCAGCAGCAUCCCGACCAACAUCAGUCAGUGGAAUGCGUCAGGGUCAGAGGUCGCAGGGCAGGGCUCCUGGAACUCCAGCCAAUAUUACACAAACAUGUCAGGAGGCGAAGUCGUGUCGGGGACAGACACUGCAGCUGGCAGUUUUGGGGUGCUGGGUGGUGGCCCGUCUAUGCGGAGUAGCUAUGUGACAUCACUCUACUUUGCUUUGAGCAGUCUUACCAGUGUGGGCUUUGGAAAUGUGUCAGCCAACACAGACUCAGAGAAGAUCUUCUCCAUCUGCACCAUGCUCAUAGGAGCACUGAUGCAUGCGGUGGUGUUUGGCAAUGUGACAGCGAUCAUCCAGAGGAUGUACUCACGCCGUUCACUCUACCACACCCGCACCAAGGACCUGAAGGACUUCAUCAGGGUGCAUCGGCUGCCCAAAGCCAUGGAGCAGCGCAUGCUGGAGUGCUUCCAGACCACAUGGUCGGUCAACAAUGGAAUAGACGUUAGUGAGCUACUGAAGGACUUUCCAGAUGAGCUGAGGGCCGAUAUCGCCAUGCACCUGAACAAGGAGUUGCUCCAGCUUCCUCUGUUUGAGUCUGCCAGCAGGGGCUGCCUGCGCUCCCUGUCCCUCAUUAUCAAGACCUCCUUCUGUGCUCCGGGAGAGUUCCUUAUCCGGCAAGGAGACGCCCUGCAGGCCAUCUACUUUGUCUGCUCGGGGUCCAUGGAGGUUCUGAAAGACAACACUGUGUUGGCCAUAUUGGGUAAAGGAGAUUUGAUUGGUUCAGACUCCUUGACGAAGGAGCAGGUGAUCAAGACCAAUGCCAACGUCAAGGCCCUGACCUACUGUGACCUGCAGUACAUCAGCCUGAAGGGCCUCCGCGAGGUCCUCCGACUCUACCCCGAGUAUGCCCAGAAGUUCAUCAGCGAGAUACAGCACGACCUCACGUACAAUCUGCGGGAGGGCCAUGGAGCCGAUGUGGACUGGGAGAGCAACGGCGGUUUGGUGAAGAAGCUGCCGUCAAUCCGUGAGGACGAAGAGGGUGACGAAGAGCAGAACUCUGUGUCACGUGCUCCUCGCUCCCCUCUGCGUCUCAGCAGGGGGCUCAGCUCGCCCCUGCGCUCCCCCCUCCUGCCGCCCAGACCGUUCCGCGCUCCCUCCGAACAUUCCCGCCCCACCACCCUGCAGAUACCCGUGGUCAGCUUCAGCAGUGCUCCGCCCGAACUCAGCCCAAGAUUCGUGGAUGGCAUUGAAACAGAGAGCAAUUCCACCUCAUCGCAGAGGUUUGAGUUCAGUCCCAGCCUGUCACCUGCAGCACCACCCUCCCCAUACCCAGGGAUCCGGGAGCACUCAGAGAUCAAGCAGAGUGUGUCUAAACUAACUGAGGAGAUGAACUGUCUCUCUGAACAAGUCUCCAAGCUCAGUCAAGAGCUGCAGGAAAUGACACGCCUGCUUAAGCCACUCCUCCAAACAGCAUCGCCGCCAGCCCUGGCCACCAUGAUGCCAAAUUUAACCCCACCCCCUAGCAGCACAAGCCAGCUGUCAACAAGCACCUAUCUCGUGUUGCCACCCCCUGCCCUGUCUUGUUCCCUCCAGAGACCAGACACUCAUUCGCUGUUGGACAGUGGAGACAUAGAGGGUGUGGAUUUGCCAGGAUGCCUUCUCCCAACUCAUCAUUCACCAAAAAGGCCUAAUUCGCCUUCUGCAGCAUCACCACAGACAGCAUCCAAACCCACAGGGGGAAACACCAAGAACCACAGCCACUCAAACCCUCCCUCACCCGCGGAAGGACUUCCUGAGGGUUCCCCAGUCCUCCAAAGCCUCCACACUUCCUCCAGUAAUGGGAUAUUGUUGCCUUCACUGCAGGACCAGCCUCCCUUGGCCUCUCACACCCCAUCACCUUCUCUAUCCUUCUCCAUGUCUCUCUGCUCCUCGCCAUCCCUUUCCCCCUGUCAAGGCCCCCACCCUUCCCGACCUGGCAGCUGUGCCAGCAGAGGCCUACUCCCCCCGCCUCCCUCCCAAGACACACCUCCUCCCCCGUCUUCCCACUGCUCUGCUCCCCCAUCACUCACAUCCUCCCCUGGACAUUUUCGGCUGAGGUCUUCCCCUUCUGUCCCUCUUGUAUCCCCCACUGUCUCCCUUCAUCCCUCCACCCACUCCCUGCCAGUGUCUCUGGACUUUGUUAGUGCAAGGACAAUGCAGGGAGAUACCCAGACUCCAAUUUGGUCUAAGCCACGAUUGCACCAUAGGGAGGCCAGACCCAUCACUCAUCCCCAGGAGCUGGAGAUGCAGGAAUGGGGACAACACGUGGAGGUGGGGAAGACAGAGAGAGAGCACAUCAGCUUCAUUGAUGAAGAGGAGCCAGUGUUAUGAGUGAUUUGAAACGUGAUGAUAAAGUAGCAGAGAAUGAAAGAGAUGGAAACAAUGGUACAAUGAGAUCCGAUCAGGGAAACCAAAGGCUGGAUGAUGGAACGUAAACAGAUAGCUGGUACUUUCCACACAGGAUGCGAUUUGUCCGGUGGGAAAGGCUAAAAGGACAGACAGGUAAACAAAAACACUUGGGAUGCCAAGACACAGCGCCAGGUGUCAGCAAAACAGUAUGAAGGAGUCCUUUUCUCCACUGAUCAACAACAGAACUACAACAGCACAAAUUGUCUUACAGUUUCAACACUUCAGUAGCAUCAGGCGAUCCCUGCAGCAAAUGGGACCGGACCGGACACUUAGGCCUGGAGCACAACUUUUUAACUGGCUCCACUGAUCUCUGGAGCCUAAUUUAGCUCUUUCUAACUAACUGAACAUACAGUUUUGCUUUGAAAACCCAAUAUAGAUAUCUCCAUAAAGGGCAGGUACAAACUUACAUAUCUCAGCAGGAAAGACGUCUUUACCCAAGACAGAUAAUCCGAGCCACCACACUGGGACUGGGAAUGUAAACACUUCAAUCAGUCACAUCAGGUCACCUUGCCUGGAAAGCCAGUUUGCGUCAUUAGUGGGAUUAUUUUUAAAGAGAUGCGACUAUCUGCCUCUGGGCUGGUGGGGGUAAACACUCAGUUGACAUAAAUCCAUUUCUGUACAGAGUUCAGAGUCUGUACAACCCCUGGUCUAAAAAGAAAAAGUUGGGUGCUAUGUAAAAUAGAAAUGAAAACAGAAUGCAAUCAUUUGCAAAUCCUCUUUGACCUAUACUCAGUGUAAUUAAGUAUAAAGAGCAGAUAUUAAAUAUUCAAGCUUCUGGAGAACUAAGGGAGGCAGAGCUUUUGCCAUUAGGGCCCCAAGGCUCUGGAAUGACCUGCUCAAGGAAAUAAGGCUGACAGAGUCAGUGUUAUCAGAACACGUAUCCUGAUUUUAUCUGAGCUGCCUGUUAAUUUUUUAUUUAUUUCUUUUAACGUUGCCCUUCAUCUUUUUUUGAAUUGCUCUUUUUGAUAUUUUAUUUAUUUCGGCUCAAUAAAUGAAGUUCUUAUUAGUUAUUAAUGAACUAAUUAACAGACUCAUUCUGACUUUGCCUACAACGUGUUCCAAAAAAGUUAGAAGACUGUCAUGUUUACCACCGUAUUCCAUCAGCUUCUCUUUUAGCAACACUAAUUGUUGAAGCAGUUUGUUUGUUGAGUUCCAUUUCUUACUGGAUAUACAACCUUGGUUGCUCAUCCAUCUGUGGUCUCUGUUGUCUUAUUUAUUUUUCAGAGACAGGUUUGGACUGCAGGCAGGUCAGUUUAAUACAGGCCCUCCUUUACUACAAAGCCACACUGUUGUAACAUUUGCAGACUGUGGCUUGGCAUUAUGUUGCUGGAGUAACCUGGGACUGGCAUUCACUGCUGGCUUUUGGCCUUCCCUCUUAGGUAGAGAUUUAUCCAGAUUCUUCUGAUGAUAUUAAUUCAGUUCAAUUCAGUUUAUUUAUCUAGCACCAAAUCACAACAACAGUUGUCUCAUGACACUUUCCAAUUAGAGCAGGUCUAGAGCUAACUUAAAUUGAUUUUUAGAGAGACCCAGCAAGAUUGAUUGUUGACUAUCUUCUCACACAGUGUUUCACAAAGUGGUGAACCUGUCCCCCUCGCUUGUGAAUGACAAAGCCUUUCAAGGAUGCCCCUUUCAAACCCAUUCAGGAUAGCAUCACCUGUUACCUGUGGAAUAUUCCAAACAGGCUUCUUCUGAGCAGUACACAACUUUCCCAUUAUCGCCACUGUCCCAACUUCCUUGAAAAGUAUUGGUGGCAUCAAAUUUAGAAUAAGCAUACAUUUAAAAAAAUCAAAGACGUUGAUGAGGUGAAACAUCAAAUACAUUGUCUUUGUACUGUUUUCAGUUGAGUGUAUGUCAAAAUGAUUCACAAACUAUCACUUUCUGUUUUUUGUAUGUAACCAUAUAUAACUGUUAAUCACCAUCAUGACUGUUUACAACCAACUUAUAAGAUUGUACAGCAAACUCCCGCGUCACUCCUGAGCUUUAGCCAUCCAGCCAUUCGUGCCUUCUCCACAUAAAGACAUGGACUUCUCCUUAGUCCUUCACCUGUUCAUGACAGGCAAGCUCAAAAUUUACAUAGAAAGCCAUCAGUGUCACCAACAGAGAAGACUUGCACCUUUAUCUAAAAUGUAACUUAUUUAUUUAUUUAUUUAGACUGCACAAAAGCAAUGGGGAAAUAUAUUGGUGUAAGAUUGUAUAUUGGUGGGAGAUUGUACAGGAAGAGGCUGGGGAGGAAAGUUUCCUUACAGAACUUGAUGCACUCCAGACAGUGUAACCUUCCCAGUUCUAAUGUAGCACACACACAUAUCUCACACACAAGUUUCAUCAUCUCCAACCUCUUUGCCAACCACUGAGCUUUACAUCGGUAUGAGACAACAGCCUGACCUAAACUACAACAUCAAGGCUGAAUCACUAUGGAGGUCGCAGGACUUCUGUACAUUUUAUUUCCUUUUGCUGAGGUGCUUUGGGCACCACAUGUUACUUGUAACAUUGACAGUCAGAUUUCUGGUUUCUGUUUUCUCUAAUGGGAGCAGGGGAGGGACUGCCUCGACUCUUUAAAAACUGAAAUAUAAAGAUUCAUUGAGCAGAACUCCAAAUCAUACCUGUGGAGCUGAGAUGCUGUGGGUUACUCUG